UUGACUUUCAGAGAAGUCACAGAAGCUUUCACGGGAGUUCUUCCCAAAGUGUACAUUGCAAGUCAGUGUCGCUGUCCACCAGACUACCCCAAAGUAAUGGAGUCAAAACCUGCUAAAUGUACAAGAAAUUUAGACAAUUCUGUUGGUGAGGAGAAAUUGCGUUUAGCUGACACAGCACAUCCCAUUGAACUAGSAACAGAUGGAAAUACUAMAACAUACUGGCAGUCUACACUGACCAACACAGCAACUAUAUAUCUUGAUUUAAGAUAUGGAGUAAUGCAGAUUUUUUAUGUAAUCCUCGAGUUUUAUGGUCCUCAACCAUCAGCGAUAAUAAUUGAGAGAUCACGUGACAAUGGUCGUACUUUUGAACCUUGGCAGUACUUUGCAGAAGAUUGUAUCAAAUCCUUUAACAUGGCCAACAAUGGUCCUUUACCACAACCAGAUUCAGUCAACUGCUUGCAAUAUGACUUGCCCCUGAAGCCUUCAUUGGCCACUAUUUCAUUCAAGACAGAGAAGGCUCCACCUCAAGGGUCUUCUAUUCCUCCACGACCAUUCGGGAAGUGGGGAGGGGUAGUAUGUAAUCUUAUCUCCUGUGACUCGAAAACUAAUCUAUCUCUUGAUAUCUAUUGGUAUAGAUGUCAGUGCUUCGGUCAUGCCAUCAUUGCUACUUACAUCAGUAGAAAUGAAACGCAUAAUGGCAAGUGUGUUUGUAUUUGUAACGCAACAACCUUUACUGAAGGAGAGAAGUGUGAUCGCUGCUUGCCGUUAUACAAUAAGAAACCAUUUCAGCGCGGUAACCUAGCCAACACCUACMCAUGUAUCAAGUGCGAAUGCAACCAACAUGCAACAAGCUGUCAUUAUAACAAGACACUAGACCCCUCCCCAAGUUCAAGAUCCCAAGGGGGUGGAGGUGUAUGCAAUGAUUGCCAACAUAAUACAACCGGUCGAUAUUGCCACACAUGUAAAGGAACGCUUUACAGAGAAAGUGGCAAGAACUUGAGUGCAGUCGAUGUUUGCAGCUAUUGUGCAUGUACAGGGCCUGGAGUGAUCCCAAACAAGUUUGAUUGCGUUAAGGAUGAUACAAAACCUGGUGUAACUGCAGGCCAGUGCGAAUGCAAACAGUACACUCAGGGACGACGGUGCAACCAAUGUAAACCAGGCUACUUCGAUCUAAAGUCUGGUCACGCGACAGGUUGCGUUACAUGUGGAUGUAAUACAGCAGGAACGAUCAGUGGUAACACAUCAUGUCACGCAAUAACGGGUCAGUGUCACUGCAAGAGUAAAGUCGUGGGUAUGAAAUGUGAUGCUUGUUCUCCUGGGUUUUAUGGCUUGAACACCUUAGAGGUUGCGGGAUGUAAAGCCUGUGGCUGUGAUCCAUUUGGCUCAUUGAACACAAGUGUYUGUAAUGCUAUAACUGGACAGUGUGGAUGUAAAGUGGGCUCAACUGGUCGUCGAUGUGAUAAAUGUGAUGAUGGCUACCACAGCCUUGGUGCUAAUGGUUGCAAAGCAUGUAAUUGUUCUAAAGAAGGGAGUACAUUAGCCAUGUGCAAUAUUAAUAAUGGCCAGACGUGCUACUGUAAACCCUACACAGAAGGCCGACGGUGCCAGCGUUGCAAAUCCGGGUACUUCAAUAUCUCAGCGUCUAACCCUGAUGGGUGUGUCAUAUGUACUUGUGAUCCCAAAGGCACUGUUGGWAAGUCACUUCAGUGCGAGGUGCAAUCUGGGAAUUGUACUUGUAAACGUUACGUCAUUGGUAMAAACUGCAAUCAGUGUCAGKUCGGRACGUACAACCUGAKCCAGAGCAAUCCUGAAGGAUGYCAGCGGUGUGAUUGCAAUGCUAAAGGGACACAAAACCCUUCGUCAUCAAAUGUUCUUGGAUGUAGCAGUAAUGGGCAGUGCGCAUGCUUGAGCAAUGUCGAUGGGAAAAAGUGCGACGCCUGUGCCUCAGCAUACUUCUGGAACCCAUCAGGAAAAGGGUGUGUUGCUUGUAACUGUCACCCGACUGGAGCUGCCAGUAGGAAUUGUAACAUGACUUCGGGGCAAUGUCAGUGUAAAACAAACAUUGGAGGACUGAGAUGUGAUAGAUGUUUAUCAGGAAAUUAUGGCUUUAGCUCUGGAAAUUGUCAGCCCUGCGGUUGUAAUCUUGCGGGAGUGAAAGAAAAUAUCUGUGAUGAUACGGGCAAAUGUACGAGCUGCAAAGUGAACGUGGAGGGAGACAAGUGCCAAAGCUGCAAAACAGGGACACAGAAUCUGCAAGGCAAMAACUCAUAUGGGUGUUCUGGAGUCUCCUCCUUGUCCU
Molecule: messenger RNA, 2299 nt
Organism: Exaiptasia diaphana
Lineage: Eukaryota; Metazoa; Cnidaria; Anthozoa; Actiniaria; Aiptasiidae
Product: usherin
Source: RefSeq, a predicted model, not a curated record